AUGGUCCACGUUUCCACUCAAGCCCUUCUCACUGCCCUCGCCGCUUCCCCCGCUAUCGCUGCUCCUCUAGCCCGUCAAUUCGAAUCUGCUGAAGAACAGUUCUCAAGAGACUACGUCGAGCCUGAGUUCGAUGCCCGCGACUUUACUGAAGCUCUCGAUGUCCGUGACCCCUUCAUCAUCAACAAAGGGCUAUGGGAGUUUGGUAAGAAAGCCCUUGCGGCCAUGGCCAUGGGCGGUGGCAUGGGCGUAGCGAUGGCCCCUGCCUUCUUUGCCAAGGAGAAAGGCAAACGGUCGUUCAUUGACGAGGGCGAGCUGGAUGCACGAGACUUUUUCGAUGGGGACGAACUGGAAGCCCGGGAGCCUAUCAACCUGCAAGGCCUCAAGGCCGCUGCUAGUGCUGUGAAAACAUUCGUCAAGGCGAAUAAUCGACUAGCUCUUCCCAUCAUAGGUGGUACCGCCUUUGGGCUCGGUGCUUGGGGUCGGAAGAAAACACUGCGUUCAUUUGAAGAAGAUCUCGAUGCUCGAGACGUGUUCGAUUCCGACGAGUUACAUUCGCGAGCAGACGACAUGGAGUACUUGGUUGUCAGAGCCGACGAUGGAUCGUAUCACCUCGUCGCACGGGAUCCAAACAUUGCAAACAUCCUCAAAGCUGGUCCGACUCUCGUGAAGGGUGUCCUCAGUUCGAACAAGAUAGUUACACCCUUGGUGAAGGCUGCCAAGGCCAUCAAGAAUAACCGCCGACUCGCAUACCCUAUGCUCGGCGCAACGGCCUUUGGACUUGGUGCUUGGGGCAGGAAGAAGACUUUGCGAUCAUUUGACGACGAUUUGGAUGUUAGAGGUUUGUUCGACUCGGGUAAACUCGACGAUCUUGAUUAA
This is a messenger RNA of Coprinopsis cinerea okayama7#130, 876 nucleotides long. RefSeq lists its product as hypothetical. Lineage: Eukaryota; Fungi; Basidiomycota; Agaricomycetes; Agaricales; Psathyrellaceae. The transcript is spliced from 4 exons. The record is from RefSeq and is a predicted model, not a curated record. The coding region runs from base 1 to 876 and encodes 291 amino acids.